Messenger RNA from Carassius auratus (goldfish), 4051 nucleotides. Its product is annotated as ribonucleoprotein PTB-binding 1-like. The transcript has 14 exons. Gene Ontology annotation, cellular component: nucleus. The record is from RefSeq and is a predicted model, not a curated record. Bases 108 to 2291 code for a protein of 727 amino acids. Gene Ontology annotation, molecular function: mRNA binding. Lineage: Eukaryota; Metazoa; Chordata; Actinopteri; Cypriniformes; Cyprinidae.
UGCAUUUCCCCUCGACCAAUCAGCGAGCGAGUUUCUCGCAUGUGUGUAUUGUUUAAACUGGCCAAAGCAAACGUGUGGCGUGAGCACACAAACUUCCACACGGAGACAUGGCGGCCGCGAUAACCGUUAGCUCAGCUGCCAGAGACGAGAAAUCGUUCACUGGUGCCAAUUGUGCCCCGAAUCCACUCUAUAAAUGUUACGAUCAAGCAGCCGAACUCGAAAACUUGGGGUUUGAUAGGGGCGAACAGGUUGAAGCGGACACCGGCGAUGAAGGCUCACCGACGGCCAGUGACUGUUCGCGACGGCUCGAUGAUGAACUGACGGCCCUUAGUCCAGAAGAGAUUGCUAGUCGUUUGGAAAGAACAAGAAGGGAGUUUUAUAAUCGGCGAAAAAUAAUUAUCAAGAACCUCCCAGCCGAUAUCAGCAAUCAGGAGGUGCACGAGCUGUUAAGUAGCUAUGAUUUGAAGUACUGCUUUGUGGACAAAUACAAAGGGACAGCCUUUGUGACUCUACUGAACGGUGAACAGGCCCAGUUUGCGAUAAAGGAGUUUCAUCAGUAUGUUCUCCGUGAUCGUGAGAUCUCUGUGCAGCUGCAGCCGACAGACGCUCUGCUGUGCAUCGCCAACCUUCCCAGGGCUUUUACCCAGCAGCAGUUUGAGGAGCUCGUCCGCCCCUUCGGAAACAUUGAGCGCUGCUUCCUGGUGCACAGCUCCACCACAGGCCACUCGAAGGGCUAUGGCUUCGUGGAGUACAUGAAGAAGGACUCUGCAGCCAGGGCGAAGUCCGAGCUGCUGGGGAAGCAGCUUGGGUCACGAAUGCUGUACGUACACUGGACAGAGGUUGGCUCGCUUACAUUUCCCAUGCUACACUCGCUCUGCCUCUGUGUGGACCGACUACCUCAAAACAUCCUCAGCGCUCAGGAUCUCUGCAGUGUGCUGAUUGACACGCACACUCCCACAUUCUGCCAGCUUGCUCAGGGUCAGGAUUGUAAUUUUCGACGGUUUGCAGUGCUGGAGUUCUCCACACCUGAGAUGGCUGAGGAUGUGCAGCGGCUGAUGGAUGGCAGAGCUUUGGGUGGCUCUCGUAUACGUGUGUCCUUCUGUGCCCCAGGACCACCAGGAAGAAGCAUGCUGGCUGCUCUCAUUGCCGCCCAGACCACGGCCUUGAACAGAGGGAAAGGUCUCCUUCCUGAACCCAAUGCCAUGCAGAUCCUAACUGGCCUCAGUAACCCUGCCACACUGAAGAUGCUGCUGGCGUCUCUCAACCCGGGGCAUAAACAAGGCCUGCUGGGAGCUGUUCCCGCUGUACCUCUGAUGGCUAACCCUGCCUUCUCUGCUGCCCUCAUGCAGCUGCUGCUCCAGAACCAAGUCCAACAGGCUGGACUGUUGAGUGACAAUCCUCUGGCUGCUCUUCCUCUCCAGCAAGGCAUUAACAUGAUGGGAGAGAUGUCUCAAGGCGCUGUGUCUUCAACACUGGGCUUGCAGAGUGAAACUCUUGGCCCCAUCAAACAACCAUCCCUCAGCCGACCUCUUGGGAGAGAGAACGAGACCCCAGCUACACCGAUCAGCUUUUCCCCAGCAGCCUCUCCGGCACUGCAGGGACUGAAUUUGCCCCUCCUGAGUGGGAUGUUAGGAGCAGAUGGGCCGACUCUACCAGGGGUAUCUAUAUUGGGUGAGCCUCCCAAAGAAGUUGGUGUAUCCCAGAAUCCUUUUCUCAGUGCCUCUAGCAUAUUCCCAUCUUCAGGUGCCAGCACAAGGGCUCACCCCUACAGGAAGAGAACAGCACUUGGCAACACGUCUAACCAUCGUGCCAACCACAGCAUCCACUCAAACUACAGCCUGCACUUCCAGGAGUCUUGCACAUCAGAGUUUCCUCUGCACCAGGACCCUUUGUCUCAUUUGUAUGAGCAGCAGGAGGUUCUGGAAAAUGCAGCACUUCCCAGCUAUGGUCUGCAGCACUCCAGGCACACAGACUUUAGUGAUGCAGGAUCUCCUUUCUGCUAUCCUCCCAGCCCCCCUCAGUCCUCUUAUUUCAGCUUUGGAGCCCAUACCAGCAUCCCAUCCGCCCAGCUCAAUAAGGCUGUUGGAAUGCCUCCAGUGACUCAUUCCAGCUUAUUUUCUGCUGCACCUGGUGCUGGUAUGAAGGCUCCGGUCGGUGGGCAGAAGCGUCUGUUUUCCCGUCUCAUCCCGUCUCCAGAGCCAAGUCCAGAGGGUGGAUAUGUAGGUCAGCACUCUCAGGGUCUCGGGGGGCACUACGCCGACUCCUACCUGAAACGAAAGCGCAUCUUAUGACUGGCAUUCAAUGGCUUCCUUUAAAGAAUUGCUACUUUAAUAGUGUGUUUUUGUGUUUGAGGGUGAAAGAGCAAUGAACGGUCACUGAGGUCACACCAGUGAAAUGACCCUGAAGCUCAGAUGAUCGGUCGCAUGGAUGAUUGCUGAAAUUUGUGUAUAUAAUUUCAAUGUGUAUUUAAAUGGUUUUAUUUUGCCUUUUUUUUUUUUAAACCCAAAGAAGCAACGGACACCACAAUGAAAGAAAAUGGUUUCCUGUCAUGUUCAUCUGAGUAGGUCUAUUUUGUAGACUGUUUACAAUAUUACCUUUUUUUUUUUUUUUUUUAAGCAGGACGAUAGCCUUUUUCUGCUAUGCUUCAUUAGUCGUGUGUAUAUAGUUAAGUUGUCCAGAAAGGCGCCUCCACUACAAACACUUUCUCUCACAUACAAGUGCCAAGCCUUACAUGCUUGAAAAUCCUGUAUCUGUCCAAUGGAUACAGUAGCUGUCUUUUCUUCAGUGAAUCACCUGCCUGUCUUUAUGGGGAGCUCUGAUGCUGGGUUAGUGUUAGAUUUAGCUCAAAAUAGUGUUUUUUUUUUUUUUUUUUUUUCUUCUUCCAUCACCACCAUGUAUUUGUGUUGCACAACUUCCCAUCUUUGCAUCCCGUUUUACGGAGUCAGGGUUUUGUGAGCUGAUUGUUCAGCGUUGCACUUGGAGGAUAUGGAUCAUGUAUAUUCAUCCUCCUGAAUCUGUCCUUUCUGCACCAGUCUCGUUCACACUCGUUCUUGUUUUCUGUCUGCUUUCACAUCUCUCUUUGACCUCGUUCAACCUGCACAGUUUUGCUGUUGCAAAGCGUUAGCGUCUUGGUCGUCACGUUGUGAAGCCCCAGUUGGUCGGAGAUGGAGUCUGGGCUGCCGUUCUCCCCUCAUCAGGCUCGGAGUACUGCUCAAAGCACAGUAUGCCUGCUGUCGCUUCUAUUUUUCCACAUACACGCACACACUAACUCCUCGAGUCUUCCGUAUGGUGCCUUUCCUCUGCAGACCAGCAGAGGGAACCAGUUCGAAUUUUAGUUGACACUGCUCCAUUUUUAUUUUUUUUUAUUUUCUUUUAAAAACUAGAGCCAACAGUCUGAAGCAGGCCGGACCUGUGCCUUAGCAUGACAUUUAUUUUUACCGUAGUAACUGUGACAACCUUUUCCCCUCUAGUUUGAACUGCUGUUCCCCCAGAGGGGAAGACUCUUCUACAGACUGGAAUGUGAUUGACGUAUGAUUUGAGUACUUGGUCUGUGUGUGUGACUUAUUAAUCUGAUUGACAUUGAUUUGUGAUAACGCAUUACCUCUGACUUAAACUGGCUUCCGAUUAAACCUAGAGUUACUCGUGUGCCUAAAAACGGCAGUGUUUACUGUUAUCUCUCCAGACUGUGAGCCUCAACUUCAUUUAAGUUUGUUUAUUUGCGGUGUACAUGAGUUUGAUUCUAUUUCUAUUAUAUUUCUUCUCUGGAGUCUCAAACUCAUGUUCUUAUAUUUCUUCUAGUCUGUAAUGAUAUCAAAUAUGCUGCUCUGUAUUUUGUAUCCAUCUGAGUGAAAUUGCACUGUGCAGUAUCUUGUAAAUGAUUUUUCAUGUGCGAUUAUGCGCGGGUAGAGCUGCUGCUGCUGCUGGGUGAAAUGAACUAAACCUUUCAGAUGUGGUAAACGACCUCUUCAUCGCCAAUCACUGCUUUUGUACAGCUCUUCUGCUCUGUUUUUGUGACAUUUAAACAAGUAAAUGUUAUUUAAGUUCACCUUCA